AUCACACCGAGUGCCAAACAUUCCCUUGGUUCUUACGCUCGACUUCCCACCCAAAAGAAACUCAACAAAACCUGUUCUUUUGGGCUAAAUAAUGCCGUUUACCCAACUCGGUAGUUUUUCCAGCUAGUGUAUUUGUUUAUUUGAUCUUUCUAAGCCAAGUGCUUGAUAAUGGAAGACAUUUUUUCGGCUUCGCGUGACGGCAACACAAGAUUCGUAAAAACAUGGCUUGAAGACACGAGAAAUGAUUUAAAUCUUGGAGACGACCAUGGCUUCACACCGUUUUUGUGGGCAUGUAGAGAAGGACAAGCGGUUGUUUUUGAUAUGCUAUUAUCGCGUGGUGCAAAAGUUAACGCCGUCAAUGAUGGUGGGGAUAAUGGCUUACACCUCGCUGCCAGUAAAGGCAACAAAGAAAUAAUACUCAAGUUACUACGAAACAAAUGCCCUGUAAAUGGAACCAAUGAACAUGGUAAUACUCCUUUACAUUAUGCUUGUUUCUGGAAUUAUGAAAGUGUCGCAGAGGAGCUAGUAAAGAAAGGUGCUUUUGUAUCGCAGUGCAACAGCAAUGGGGACACUCCUCUAGACAAGAGCAAGCCUUAUCUGGCCGAGAUUCUAAAAGAUCUAGCAACACAACUAGGACAAGAUAUGAAGAAAAUCCCAUACAAAGAUACUUCAAACAGAGGAGGCAGGAGAACUGACCUCAGGGAUAUCAAAGACAGAUACUCUUGGAUUUCACCAGAUGAGAUAACACUUACUGAAAAAAUCAGCAAAACAGUAACAGGAGAGGUGUGGAAAGGAAUGUGGAAUGAUAUUCACAUUGUCGCCAAAAAACUAGCUAUCAAAUUUGUAAACAAACGAAUCUCUAGGGACUUCAGUGAGGAGUAUUCUAAACUGAGGAUAUUUUCCCACCCCAAUGUGCUGCCAGUGAUAGGAGCUGUCAAUGAUCACAAAGACUUGAUCGUCCUGUCACAACACAUGCACUAUGGCUCCCUUUUCAACAUACUCCAUGAAGGAACUGGUAUCAUUGUAGACCAGGAACAAGCUAUUAAAUUUGCCAUGGACAUUGCAAGAGGAAUGGAGUAUCUUCACUCAUUAGAUCAACUUAUUCCAAGACUGUACUUGAAAAGUACUCAUAUUAUGAUUGAUGAAGAUCUGACUGCGAGAAUUAGUAUGGCUGACUAUAGGUUUUCAUUCAUGAAUUUAAGCAAAUAUGAAACUCCAAACUGGAUGGCACCUGAAUUUCUUCAGAAGAGCCCCCAAGAAGUUGAUCAAAGGUCAGCUGACAUGUGGAGCUACUCCAUUCUACUCUGGGAACUGGUAACACGAGAGGUUCCUUUUGCAGACCUUUCCCCGAUGGAGAUUGGCAUGAAGGUUGCAUUAGAAGGGCUAAGGCCACCCAUCCCUCCAGGUGUCUCACUCCACAUGGUCAAGUUAAUACGCCUAUGCUGGAACACCGACCCCAGCAAGAGACCAAGAUUCGACCAGAUCAUUCCAAUACUCAGCAAAAUGUCCUUGUAGAAAUUAUAAUAAUACUUCGAAAAGUUUAUUUUUAUACUGUUGGCGGACUAGUAGCUGGUGUGGCUCUGUUGGUAAAGAUGGCAUUUGUUGUUUUCAAUUAUCUGAAUGUUUUGUUGAUCAAAGCGCCACUCUGAGUGUCUAAUAUAGGUGUCAGGGGAUUUUGCCAUUCUGGAGAGUUUGUCACGUGACUAAGUAAUAUGUUGAUGGUACUAACUUUAACAGCAUUGUUGGGUUCCCUGUCUCACUUCGCUGAAUUAAGUGACAAAAUCUAACCUAAAAGUGAGUAGAGUUUCUGUUUGGUUCUCUUCUGUGCUUCAAGGGUUUUCUCUGGAUUUCCUUCCUCUGUGAAAAUCGACACUUUCAAAUUUCAAUUCGGUUAUGGAGAGAAGGCAACUGGUUUGUUAGCCACUCCACUGACUAUCAAGUGUUGUACAUUGAAAUGGGCCUUACUAACGCGGUAGCCAUGUUAUUCUCAUGAGAAUUACAAUUCUCAUAAGAAUUCUCAAGCACUCGACUUCGAGGCUAUGUGUGGUGGAAUCUAUUGUUCCGACUAACACGUGAGUCAGGCCCAUAAGAGGUCUACCUUUUAAGCGAAUCUCUUCCCUAUUUUAACAAAAGCUGUCCUGAGAUGUACUACAAUUUAACGAGAUAUUUUAUCAAAUAAACCAAUAUAAUUUAUAAUAAAAAAAGCCAUUAUAUUCCUAUUUUUACUAACUGC
Actinia tenebrosa (Australian red waratah sea anemone) is the source of this 2233-nucleotide messenger RNA. RefSeq names its product scaffold protein ILK. Gene Ontology annotation, molecular function: protein binding; protein serine/threonine kinase activity; ATP binding. The record is from RefSeq and is a predicted model, not a curated record. Lineage: Eukaryota; Metazoa; Cnidaria; Anthozoa; Actiniaria; Actiniidae. Gene Ontology annotation, cellular component: focal adhesion; stress fiber. Gene Ontology annotation, biological process: protein phosphorylation; integrin-mediated signaling pathway; substrate adhesion-dependent cell spreading.